Molecule: messenger RNA, 3423 nt
Organism: Cydia amplana
Lineage: Eukaryota; Metazoa; Arthropoda; Insecta; Lepidoptera; Tortricidae
Product: PHD finger protein 14
Exons: 21
Coding region: 123-3203 (1026 amino acids)
Biological process (GO): regulation of transcription by RNA polymerase II
Source: RefSeq, a predicted model, not a curated record
UGUCAAAUUGCACAAUGAUGCGCCAAGCUGCGCCGGCAGUAUUUCGUAAUUUUUAAAGAUUUAUUAACUCAAACGUAAUAAAAAUGCAGCCGAAAUAAUAACGUUUAACUAUUUUGUCCACAAUGAGCAACCUCGGACGCGAUCCUGCGAAGAGGAAGGUUAAGCCAGUGGAACCUCAGUCUCUACUGGAUUUCGAUCUUGGGGAAGGUGAAAGCUCGGACGACUCGGAUUUUCGAAUUGAGGACCAUCCUGAAGACAGCGAUGAUCACUCUAUCAACAGUGACGAUGAUGGAAAAGGUGACAGUGGCAGCUCCGAGGAGUCUGCGUCAGAUGCCGAGGAUGAGUUUAAGGACGACACCAAAAUGGGAGACUCAUCCGUCACUGACUUAUUGGAAAGAGUCAAAAAAGCUGAAUUCAAGAUACCUGGUGACUUAGCCAAUUGGCUGAUCUGUGCUGGCUGUCUUGGCUCGAGGAGUGAUGACUUCAAUGAGAUCGUUGAGUGUGACGGUUGUGGAGUGACUGUCCAUGAAGGCUGUUAUGGCGUCUCGGAUGUCACUAGUGAGUCAAGCACAGUGAGUUCCGCGUCCACCGAGCCGUGGUUCUGUGAGGCAUGCAAAGCGGGGGUCACUGACCCUAGCUGCGAGCUCUGCCCAAAUAAAGGUGGCAUAUUUAAGGAAACAGAAGUUGGAGCAUGGGUUCAUCUUGUGUGUGCUCUUUACGUGCCUGGAGUGGCAUUCUCAGAGGUGGAGAGACUGUCGGGCGUGACGUUAUUCGAGAUGGCGUACUCCCGCUGGGGCGCGCGGUCGUGCGCGCUGUGCGCCGACGCGGCGCUCGCGCGCACCGGCGUGUGCGUCGGCUGCGACGCAGGCCUCUGCAAGACCUUCUUCCACGUCACAUGCGGUCAAAGAGCAGGGCUGUUGGCCGAGGCGCAUUCCGAGGAGGCGGAACAAGCGGACCCAUUCUACGCUCACUGCAAACUGCACUCUGAUAAAACACUCGUCAAGAAGCGGAAGAGGAACUGGCUCGCCCUGCAACUGAGGACCGAAAAGAGGAAAUUCGAGUUACAAAACAACCCGACCCCAGAAGAGAAGGCCAGGAUAAAACGGAAACUUAUCAAAUACAGGAAGAAGUAUUUGCAGCACAAGGAGACACGGAAUCCACCAUGGGUGCCGACACAGAAAAUGGCGCGAAUGUUGUUUAGCAGCGCUUCGGCAAUGAGGAAAUUCCAGAGAAAAGCGGAAUGUAUGGGUGUUGACACGCACGCAUUGGAAUUCCAAGAUGCACAGAUGGCCGCCCUGAAAGACGUGUCCCGCCGCUGGCACGUGCCCCCCGCCUUCUCGGUAGAGUUCGUCGGCUACUAUCUAGAGAGAAACAGUCGUGUGACGUCAUUGAGGCGGUCACUCGAGAGGCUCACAAAGGAAAAUGAGACUUUGCUGGGUGGCGAUGAGAAACUGAGGACCGAUUAUGAUGACGCUUCAAAAGAAAACACCGACGCACUAGCCGAGCUGACAUCAACCAAGCAGGCCCUCCAGAAGAUAUACGAAGCGAUCACUGCCAUCUGCCCCGUCAGAACGCUGCCUUCCAUACUGGAAGAGAAGCCUCUGCUGCCACCAGUCCUGGCGCGGUCUACUCCCAAAGUCACGCCACAGCAGCUGCAACAACGGUCUAUGUCAGUGCCCACCGCGGCUGCUCUUAAGAUGGGCGUUGGUUUUCCUCUUAGCGACAACCCGGACGCUCGCCAAGGAAAAGUCUUGUCCACGUCUCUUGAAGGCGCAUGUGCGGUAUGCGGCCGACGCAGCGAGCGGCACCUCAUGGCCGCGUGCGACACGUGCCGCCAGCACUACCACCUGCACUGUCUCAACCCGCCGCUGCAGCGCCCGCCCAAGAAGACCAAGCUCUACGGCUGGCAAUGCUCGGAGUGCGACAAAACGUCAGAUUCAGAACCAGAAGUACUCGAAAAGAAAGUACCGCGGCGCUCUCGCAUCAGAUACAGCAAGGACGGCGCCAUCAUCACCGACCCACUGAGCCCUGGCUCCGUACCCAACUCGCCACCCGCUAAACACAAGCAGGAAAAAACUCCCAAGGCUGAAAAGGAGAAACUUGUCAAAGUAACCGCCUCAGAAAAUGUAUCGCCUAUCAAAGUAACUAUAAAACCCUUCGAUUUCAUCAGCGACGAUGUCGAAACUGAGUCAAAGAAGAAAGAUAAAAGAAUCAAGAAAAAGAAGGAACAUGGCGCUUCCGGCGGAGAGGAGUCUCUCUCAAAGAAGAUGCACAAACGUGCAUUCACUUCCCCUACAUUGACAAACACGCCUCUCAUGUCGAUAACUCCCAUAGUCGCGGACAGCCCUAACGAUUCCCACAACGAAAACUCAAACGCCUCCGCUACCGCGACCCCAACUAAACGAGAGGACUCUAGCUUCCUGUCGCAUAAUUCGUCAUUCUCCUCUCUUCUCACAGAACCGAAAGAGCGGGACAGCAAAACUAUCGAAAGCUCUAUUGAGAAUACUCUAGCUAACUUAUCUUCGGAUAUAGCUACGUAUAAAGCGAAUAGGAAACGCAGGAAAGAAAAGCAUCGGUCGCGGUAUUCGCCCGAUUUUCUGCGGUCCCCGUCCAAGUCUCAUAAGCACAAGAGGAAGAAGAAAACGCAGGAUAUGGAGAAUCCAGAUAUGCCUCAUCCAAGAAUUACUAUUAAGAUCAAGCCGAUCCCAAAGCCGGAUGGGUCGCUGGACACGCAGAUGUUCUAUGUGCCCACAGACAGCAACGAUGGGCCCCCGCCUGCCGUCGUGAGGAAACAUUCCAAGCAUGCCGAGCAAGAAGUAGUUGCCCAACCUCCGGUCGCGGAGACACCCGAAGCCAUAGCCCCUCCGAAAAAGGAACUCGAUCAGAAUCAGAUUGAGCCCGAAAAGUCAAUGCCUCAAGUAGUGCUUGAGCAAGUUAAACCUGCGCAGAAGGUGGCGCGCUUGGCCCGGGCCCGGGCGGAGGCGGGCGGCGCGGCGUCGGCGGCCGCGCCGUUGUCGCCCAUGACGCACUGCGACGUGUGCCAGCAGCCCGGCGGGCCCGCCAACCUCGUCCGGUGUGACGAAUGUAACAAGAGGUACCAUUUCACAUGCCUCGAGCCGCCGCUGAACAAGAACCCUAAGAAACGAGGCUACUCGUGGCACUGCGCCGAUUGCGAUCCUACUGAUGUAGAAGAAAACAACUAACGGUUGUCAAAUUUUUUUUGUGCGAAUCAGGAACAAGUCAUAAUGGAAGAAAAUUAAUCAAUUCUGUGUUUUCCUUAAAGUUAUUUGUAAUUUUAUCUAUGGUUUUGACAUUUUAUGUGAUAUAAGAGUAAAUAUAUUUAUUAAGACCGUAUUUUAAGUAUCGACGUGUAAUGCAUUAGAAUUAAGGUUAAUGUCAAACUUUAAAAUAAAAACUUAACUA